This is a messenger RNA of Cyanistes caeruleus (blue tit), 2191 nucleotides long. The record is from RefSeq and is a predicted model, not a curated record. Lineage: Eukaryota; Metazoa; Chordata; Aves; Passeriformes; Paridae.
AUCCUGGGAAAGGGAAAGGGAUCCGGUGGAUCGGGAAGGGAUCCCAGGGUUGGGAAUGUGGAAGGGAUCCCAGGAAUGAGACAGGAUCCCAGAGACAGGAAUGGAGAAGGGAUCGCAGGGAUCAGGAAGGGAUCCCAGAGCUGGGAAUGGGGAGGGGAUCCCGGGGAUCCGGAGGGGAUCCGGUGGAUCAGGAUGGAUCCCAGACGGGGCCGUGUUCCCUCCCGCAGCAGAGCCUGCUGGGCGGGGAGAUGGAUCUGGCCACGCCCGGAGCGCUGUCCCCCAGCAAACCGGGAUCCCAGUUCUACCAGUACGGGGGCAGCGCCCGCCGGAGACCCCUGCACGGCUCCUCCGUGGAAGUUCAGACAAAGAAAGUCCGGAAGGUUCCUCCGGGUUUGCCGUCCUCCGUUUACGCUCCGUCCGCCAGCACCGCCGAUUACAACCGGGAUUCUCCGGGAUAUCCGUCCUCCAAACCCGCAUCCGGCACUUUCCCAAGCUCUUUCUUCAUGCAAGAUGGGCACCACGGCAGCGACCCCUGGAGCUCUUCCAGCGGGAUGAGCCAAGGCGGAUACGGCGGAAUGUUGGGAAACUCUUCCCACAUUUCCCAGUCCGGCAGCUACUGCAGCCUGCACCCCCACGAGCGCCUGAGCUAUCCGUCGCACUCCUCGGCCGAGCUGGGCUCCGCGCUGCCGCCCAUGUCGUCGUUCCACCGCGGCGGCUCCGCCCAUUUCAGCGCCUCCUCCUGCACCCCCCCGGCCAACGGCGCCGAGCCCGGGAUGGCCAAUCGAGGCAGCGGAGCCGCCGGAAGUUCUCAGACCGGAGACGCGCUGGGAAAAGCUCUCGCUUCCAUUUACUCUCCAGAGCACACCAACACCAGCUUUUCAUCCAAUCCUUCGACUCCGGUCGCGUCUCCCCCUUCUCUGGCAGGAACGGCCGUUUGGUCUAGGAAUGGAGGGAAUGGAGCUCCCGCGGCUUCAUCGCCCAAUUAUGAGGGGCCCUUGCACUCCUUGCAGAGCCGGAUCGAGGAUCGCCUGGAGCGCCUGGAUGACGCCAUCCACGUCCUUCGGAAUCACGCGGUGGGAGCCGCGCCCGCCAUGGCCGGAGCGCACGGAGACGUGCACGGAAUCAUCGGAGCCGCCCACAACGGAGCCAUGGCCGGGCUGGCUUCCGGCUACGGCGGCGGCCUGCUGGGCAGCCGGCACGCGCUGAUGCGCUCUGGAUUUGGGAUUGGGGAUAGCAGAGGGCCGACAGGGAACGCUGCAGGUUCCCGGCUCCAGGGGGAGCAUUCCCGGGAUUCCGGACUCACCGGGAUCUCUCGGCAGGUGGGAGCUCACCGGGAGGACGGUGUCGGCCUCCGCGGGAGCCACUCGCUGGUGCCCGGCCAGGUGCCGGUGCCGACGCUUCCGGUGCAAUCAGCAACGUCCCCGGAGCUGACCCCGGCCCAGGAUCCCUACCGGGGAAUUCCCACGGCUCUCCAAGGCCAGAGCGUCUCAUCCGGCAGCUCCGAGAUCAAAUCGGACGACGAAGCCGACGAGAACCUGCAGGAUCCGAAGGUUUCCGAGGAAAAGAAGCUGGAAGAGGAUAAGAAGGAGAUCAAAUCCAUAACUAGGUCAAGAUCUAGCAAUAACGACGACGAGGAUCUGACCCCGGAGCAGAAAGCGGAGCGGGAGAAGGAACGGCGCAUGGCCAACAACGCGCGGGAGCGGCUGCGCGUGCGCGACAUCAACGAGGCCUUCAAGGAGCUGGGCAGGAUGGUUCAGCUCCACCUGAAGAGCGACAAACCCCAGACCAAGCUGCUCAUCCUGCACCAGGCCGUGGCCGUCAUCCUCAGCCUGGAGCAGCAGGUCCGAGAACGGAACCUGAAUCCGAAGGCGGCGUGCCUGAAGCGGCGGGAAGAGGAGAAGGUGUCCUCGGAGCCUCCGCCGCUGUCGCUGGCGGGACCCCACGGCGGGAUGGGCGACGCCUCCAAUCACAUGGGACAGAUGUAACCAGAUCCGAGGCUCCGGAAAGAAAUCUCCAUCCCGCUCCUUCCGUAUUUCCCCGAUCCCACAAAAACCCCUUCGUUUUUUUUUGUAAGAUACCGACAAGUCUGAGUAAUUCCUCAAUCCCAGACGCGUGAGAUUCCAGCAUUCCCGAGGAAAAAUCCCGGAAAAAAAAAAAGCGCCGGAAUAAAAAGGAAAGGAAACAAAAAAAA